Suricata suricatta (meerkat) is the source of this 1441-nucleotide messenger RNA. It is a transcript of the gene CNIH1, whose product is annotated as cornichon family AMPA receptor auxiliary protein 1. The coding region runs from base 115 to 549 and encodes 144 amino acids. The record is from RefSeq and is a predicted model, not a curated record. Gene Ontology annotation, biological process: vesicle-mediated transport. The transcript is spliced from 5 exons. Lineage: Eukaryota; Metazoa; Chordata; Mammalia; Carnivora; Herpestidae.
GCGGCGGCGGCGGUCGUGGCUGCGGCCGGGGGAAGUGAAUGGUUUUACCCAGAGGGCCCUGCGCCGCCUUUCUCCGCUGGCACCGGCGCCGCUGCCUGCUCCUCCUUCUCGGCCAUGGCGUUCACGUUCGCGGCCUUCUGUUACAUGCUGGCGCUGCUGCUCACCGCCGCGCUCAUCUUCUUCGCCAUCUGGCACAUUAUAGCAUUUGAUGAACUGAAGACUGAUUACAAGAAUCCCAUAGACCAGUGUAAUACCCUGAACCCUCUUGUACUUCCAGAGUACCUCAUCCAUGCUUUCUUCUGUGUCAUGUUUCUUUGUGCAGCAGAGUGGCUUACGCUGGGUCUCAAUAUGCCCCUCUUGGCAUAUCAUAUUUGGAGGUAUAUGAGUAGGCCAGUGAUGAGUGGACCAGGACUCUAUGACCCUACAACCAUCAUGAAUGCAGACAUUUUAGCAUAUUGUCAGAAAGAAGGCUGGUGCAAAUUGGCUUUUUAUCUUCUAGCAUUUUUUUACUACCUAUACGGCAUGAUCUAUGUUCUGGUGAGCUCUUAGAACAACACCCAGAAGAAUUGGUCCAGUAAGUGCAUGCAAAAAGCCACCAAAUGAAGGGAUUCUAUCCAGCAAGAUCCUGUUUCCAAGAGUAGCCUAUGGAAUCUGAUCAGUUACUUUAAAAAAUGACUCCUUAUUUUUUAAAUGUUUCCACAUUUUUUGCUUGUGGAAAGACUGUUUUCAUAUGUUAUACUUGGAUAAAGAAUUUAAAUGGAAUUACGUAUAAAUUAAUAUAAAAUGAUUACCUCUGGUGUUGACAGGUUUGAACUUGCACUCCUUAAGGAACAGCCAUAAUCCCUUGAAUGAUUGCAUUAAUUAUUGACUAUCCUUAGUCCAUUGGAAGCUUUUGUUUAUAGGAACUUGUAGGGCUCAUUUUGGUUUUAUUGAAGUGCCAUCUAAUGAUAAAUUAGCUGUAGAUAUCAGGUGCUUCUGAUGAACUGAAAAUAUAUAUCUGACUUGUGGGAAACUUCAUGGGUUUCCUCAUUUAUCAUGUAUAUGAUUAUAUAUGGACGCAUUUACAAAACACGAAGAGUGGGAUUUUCUUCCCUUCAACUUGAUAUUAUCCCUGUAUAUUGCAUGAGUGAGAGAUUUCCCAUUAUUUCCGUCAGAGUAAUAUACUUGCUCUAAUUCUUAAGCAUAAGUGAACAUGAUAUAAAAAAAUAUAUGCUGAAUUACUUGUGAAGAAUGCAUUUAAAGCUAUUUUAAAUGUGUUUUAAUUUGUAAGACAUUACAUAUUAAGAAAUUGGUUAUUAUGCUUAAUGUUCUAAUCUGGUGGUAAAGGUAUUCUUAAGAAUUUGCAAGUACUUUAAAUUUUCAAAACUGAAUGAGAGAGAACAUUGUAUAGCCGUCCUGCUGUUCCUUUAGUGCAAUACAAUAAAACUCUGAAAUUAACUUA